UUCAAACACUCCCGCGGGAAAUAAGUUGACAUUUGAUAAAUCCGCAAGUUCGACCAACUUAGCACGUUCUCCAUGAAACAGGUCAUAAUAUAACCAGUAGUAAAAAGUGCAGUUAUCCUCUCACUGAAAAAAAAUUAUCAAUGGCUGACUAACCGGUUGAACUUGUCGUUUACUGCAGUCGCUAAAUAAAUAGAGUUCAAUAAAUUAAUAUACUUACUUACUAACUAUAUACCUAAAUAUAGAGAUCACAUUGAAAAAUAAUUUGUCGGAGUUUUCGGUAAACAAAAAAUAAUAAACUGCACUAGUGUACACAAGUUUUAAAUAACCUAAAGUUUAACUCAAUGUGUGUAACUGUAAUUCAAGAACAGUAAAGUAAAGACUAUCAAUUAGUAAGUGAAGGAUAAUUGUCAUUUAUCAAAUUGUUAUAAAUUUUUGUCAAGCAUCAUAAUAAUUAUCAAGACUGAUAACUGUAAUAAUUAAAUUAUAAUUAAUAAAAGUAUUAAAUUAUGGUUGUACUGAGUAAUUUUUUGCCACCUCAAGAAGGUGUUCGACAUGAGGAACAAAAUACAACAGUUUAUAUCAAAGACAGAGAGGUGGGGAAAGGUACACUUUACAUAACAGAGAGUGUACUGUCAUGGGUAAACAACACGACACAGCAGGGGUUCUCUCUAGAGUAUCCUCACAUUUCUAUUCACGCAGUCUCACGAAAUCAAGAAGCUCACCCUAGACAGUGUCUUUACGUGGUAGUUGAUGCUGAAGUCGACCUUCCUGGUGUUGAAGAUGUGCAACAGAAUGAUGAGAAUUCAGAAGAUGACGAUGACAACUCAGAGCCCGUGAUAACUGAAAUGAGGUUCGCUCCUGACAACGUUCACAACUUGGAUGCCAUGUUCCAAGCGAUGAAUGUAUGCCAGGCACUACACCCUGAUCCUAAUGAAAGUUUUUCUGAUGCUGAAGAAGACGUUUAUCAAGAUGCUGAAGAAGAUAAGUACAGUGACGCGUAUGAAGUUGGACAUGUCGACGCUCCUUACAUUUUACCACCCGAGCAAAUAGGAAAUAAUCAAAACGGAAACGGAAACGAAAAUGGAAAUGAUGUCGAGGACAUGGACAUGGACAUCGACGCUGCUAGGUAUGAAGACGCUGAAGACGCCGACGACUCGUAAAACAUUUAUGUCUAAACUUCAAAUCGAACUGGCUAUAAUCAAUACUGCACUUUGAUAGUUUAGAUCAAUGCAACUCACAGCAGUAAUUAAUAUAUCAAAAAAAUAAUAAUAACAACAUGAUACAAAGAAAAAGUAUUCCACCCUAGAAUAUCACUUAAAACAUUAAUUACAUUAGUUACUGUACAAUUAAAACGUACAAUGCAUUUGUUUUUAUUUCUUUUUUCAAGCACUAAACUUUAUUUAUAUUCAUUUUGUACAUGGCAAUAGUGUCUCAUGAUAUGAGAACAAUAAAAUCAUUAACAUGAUAA
Messenger RNA from Microplitis mediator, 1468 nucleotides. RefSeq names its product methylosome subunit pICln-like (gene icln). Bases 507 to 1160 code for a protein of 217 amino acids. Gene Ontology annotation, biological process: spliceosomal snRNP assembly; mRNA cis splicing, via spliceosome; cell volume homeostasis. Gene Ontology annotation, cellular component: plasma membrane; cytosol; spliceosomal complex. The transcript is spliced from 8 exons. The record is from RefSeq and is a predicted model, not a curated record. Lineage: Eukaryota; Metazoa; Arthropoda; Insecta; Hymenoptera; Braconidae.